Messenger RNA from Leguminivora glycinivorella, 2251 nucleotides. It is a transcript of the gene Rsph4a, whose product is annotated as radial spoke head protein 6 homolog A. The record is from RefSeq and is a predicted model, not a curated record. The transcript is spliced from 13 exons. Gene Ontology annotation, cellular component: radial spoke; axoneme. The coding region runs from base 117 to 1835 and encodes 572 amino acids. Gene Ontology annotation, biological process: cilium assembly; cilium movement involved in cell motility; axoneme assembly. Lineage: Eukaryota; Metazoa; Arthropoda; Insecta; Lepidoptera; Tortricidae.
GAAUUUCAUUGAUUAUUUUCAUACAGUUAUUAUUAUAUUUCCAUCUUUUCCAGAUGAAAAAAUAAAAUAAGGGUCGUACUUUUAACUAUUAAAGCUAUUUUAAUAACUAUCCCAAAAUGACACAGCCUUACAUGUGCGAGCCGGAGCUGAUAGCUGCCACAGAAAAUAUACUGCCGGACCUAAACAACGAUUUAAUUCUAGCCAAGAACUUCCUCAAACAACAGAGCGCAGCUACAGGAGACUCGUUAUAUGAUCACAUGGUAGACCUCGUGCAGAAGAUUCUAACCACAAAGCCUCCGGACGUCGUGGAUAACUUCGAGCACUACUCGUGGGGCGUGAAGCUGGACAAGUUCCGACCAAACUUUGAUCUGCUGAAUGAUGUUUAUCUGGCACCGGCGCAACUCACCACCGUGCGGUUGCAAGAGGAGAUGUACCGGCUGGUGGCGAGCAAGUGCGAAAAGAUGGACGGGAUGGACGAGGAGGAGCAGGAGUUGGAUUUGGAAGAGGAGGGCAAUAAAGCUCGUGUAGCAGAUCUUAUGGAGCACAAUUAUUAUUUCCGAGAGGGUGGAUACGGUCUGCCGGCCAGCGAGUGCUUCGCUGUGUUCAUAGCGUUGAAGAUGCUGGGCAUCAAGGAGCCUGUGUCAAAUGUCAGAUUUUUCGGUAAAAUAUUUGGCACGAAACAGAAUUACUACAUUGCAGAAUCAGAUCUUACUGUAGACGAGCUGGAUAGAAGAAUAAGGGAAUUCGAAUUGAAAGAUAUGCCUGGGGAAGGCGAGGAUAUGGAAGAUAAGGAGGAAGGUGCAGACGAACACAAGGAAUUAGAAGGAGAAGGCGAAGCUGUGGAAGACAAGAACAAGGAACCUGUACCUCCGAAACUGCCGCCCAUUCCCGAGCCCACGUGGCAACCGCCACCGCCCAUCCCGGUGGAGAGGCCUGGCCAGGGAGUCAACAAGAAGGUGUACUGGGUGUGCAACAUUCCCGGAGAGGCGUGGACGUGUCUGCCGGACGUGACGCCGGAGCAGAUCCGCGUGGCGCGGCUCACUGUGCGCUGCAUGACUGGGAACUUGGACGCGGAGAUCCAAACGUUCCCGCCGUUCGACGGCACGGAGCGCAACUUCCUGCGCGCGCAGAUCGCCCGCGUCCAGGCCUCCACCUCCAUCUCCCCGCAGGGCUUCUACACCUUCGGCUCGGGGGAGGAGGAGGAGGACAUCGACAUGGAAGAGGGCAUGGGCGACAUGGCGUUUAACCCGAACCCCUUCUACCGAGGCCACACCAUCAAGGACCUCAUGGACCCCGACAUGACGUACUGGGUGCACCACGGCCGCCACAUCCUGCAGCAGGGACGGACUAUCUGGUGGAAUCCCAACGCGGGGAUGGACGAAGCGCUAGAAGAAGAGGACGAUGAAGGUCCGCCACCCAUAGCGCCCGAGACCGGCCCCUCGCUCAUGUGUCCCCUGUCCGAGGACGGCCGUGUCGAGGGGCUGCGCGCGUGGACGGCAAGAAAGAGCACGCUGCUGGCGCCCGAGCGGGCCGUGGUCACCAUGCGGAGUACGGUCUGGCCGGGAGCCGUCGCUUACGCUACCGACGGAAAGAACUCUGAGUGCAUGUACAUCGGCUGGGGCCUGAAGUACCAGCCGCCGAACUUCUCGCCGCUGCAGCUGCCGCGGCCGCAGGACGAGUACCCCGUCGGGCCCGAGGUCAUGGAGAUGCAGGACCCGUCCUUCGCCGACGAGGAGGCGUACCGCAUCGCGCGCCUGCCGCCGCCGAUCCCCGAGCUGCCGGGCGAGGGCAUGGGCGAGGGCUUCGGCGAGGAGGGCGAUGAAGAGGAGGACUAAACAAUGUGCUCACUAGAGUUUAUAUUCCAUUGACUAUGCUAGCUAUCACCAAACUUAAGCAGAGCAGAGCCGUGGCUAAGCUAUUACAGUAAACGGCGAUAAAGAAUGCACAUCGGUCUUUGGAAAGAGACAAUUGACGUCACAUAAGUAAGAAAGAGACCACGCUCUACGAAGACGAAAACUGUACUUUUUUCUAUUUUUUCACUAGUCUCAGAGUUUGCCGCAUACGAGGGUAUGUAGGUAUCGUUUAUGCACACGUGGACAAUAGAGAGACAGGUAAACGAUGUUUAUGGUAUGAAUGAAAUUCAUGAUUUAGUUUGGAGACUGUCUAUAUUAGUUAUGUUUUAUAUUUGUGUGAUUCUGUUUUAAUUACGUGCAGUAGGUAUUAUUUGAAUAAAACCAUUAUUUAUAAACAA